Phanerochaete carnosa HHB-10118-sp is the source of this 1058-nucleotide messenger RNA. RefSeq lists its product as uncharacterized. Bases 276 to 1058 code for a protein of 260 amino acids. The record is from RefSeq and is a predicted model, not a curated record. The transcript is spliced from 4 exons. Lineage: Eukaryota; Fungi; Basidiomycota; Agaricomycetes; Polyporales; Phanerochaetaceae.
AAUUCUCAACUUCAAGUUUAAGGUCCAGUACUCCUCAACAGGCAUCAUCAUCUGCGAACACGAAUAGCUUUCGGGUAUCCCAUUCAAAUCAUGUGGGCGUGGACACCGUAGUUACUCUUUCUCGGCAGAUGCAUAUAGCACUCACGCUUUACUAGUAGGCAUCGUAUCCAACGCAACUGGCGUACUACAAUUACACGCCGCAAACAUGGGGACAGGCCCCACAAUGGCAGCCAUACGCGCCUCAACAACCUCAGCAAUAUCACCCUCAGUACCAGAUGCCCCUUCAAACAGUACAGCUGCACGCCGCGCCUGCCCAAUCGCAGCAACAUGUGGCGCCGCAGCCGAAAGCACGAACACCUACCCCACCACCGCCGCCUCCGCAUCGUUGCAACUGGGAUAUAAUCAUGAAGCAGUUCCUGCAGUCGGCAGGGCUUACACAAGCGCUGCGUGGCUUCGAGUCUGACAUGCUCGUAAUGAGCUCGGAGUGGGAACAAGAGAAAGUUCCUGCGGCGCUUUCUGUGCUACAUGAAGAUUUGAAUAACCUUCAUAACACUGAAGCUGAAGACGGCUCUCAGCCUUUUUCACUACCCGAAGCCUCUCUUGACGAACGCAAAUUAGAGCAUGCCAGUUUCCGGAAAGACAUUGAGCCUCGCACGCCCUCGAGGAUCACCAGAGAUAUCUCUCGCUUCCUUGCUCAAAACAGAGCCCGCAACGACCUCUCGAAUCGUAACGAGUUUUUACUCUCAUUGGCCGAGAAGAAACGUAAAGUUCGAGAAUCAAACUCGGAUGCGGAAACGAUUGGCCCUGAGCCUUCGUGUGCUCGUACAGACGCGAGGACACAGAAUCGAGACGUGCAGAUGAAGUACGACAUCGUCAAGAACGAGGAUGGUCCGCUCAGGAAGACUCUGAAGCGCGAACAGGAAAGCAAACCGUUGGAACCGAAAAGUGACACUCCUGAAGCCAAAACAGACAGCACGCCUACUGCAGAACGGUAUCCUGCACUCAGUGAGCGAUUGCACAACAUCGAGACCCAUGUUGCCGUUCGAUAUGCAUGGUAA